Molecule: messenger RNA, 1859 nt
Organism: Malaya genurostris
Lineage: Eukaryota; Metazoa; Arthropoda; Insecta; Diptera; Culicidae
Product: probable maltase
Exons: 5
Biological process (GO): carbohydrate metabolic process
Source: RefSeq, a predicted model, not a curated record
AUUAUAAGCAGAGGUUAGUUAAUAGCUGUCAGGUUGUUGUAGCAGUUAUUUUCCAAAUAAUAUGAGAAUUUUCGUGUUUAGUGUGGUUGUAGUGAUCGGAGAGAUUCUCGCAGAUGAACAUUGGUGGCAGCAUGCCAACUUUUAUCAGAUCUAUCCACGAUCGUUCAAGGAUAGUGACGGAGACGGUGUUGGCGAUCUUCGCGGAAUACAAGAAAAAGUGAACUACCUCAAACAGGAAUUGGGCAUCGAUGCAGUCUGGCUGUCACCAAUAUUCAAAUCUCCUAUGGCGGAUUUUGGGUACGAUAUUUCUAAUUUUUUGGAUAUUCAUGACGAGUUCGGUACGAUUGCCGAUCUGGAAAGCCUGGCAGAGGAAUGCAAACGACAGAAUCUUAAGCUCAUCUUAGACUUUGUGCCGAAUCACAGCAGUGAUGAGCAUGAAUUUUUCAAAAAGUCAGAACGGAAAGAAGCAGGAUACGAGGAUUAUUACGUUUGGCACCCUGGCAAAGUUUUAUCCAACGGAACACGUGUACCCCCAUCAAACUGGAUUAGCGAAUUUCGCGGAAGUGCAUGGCAGUGGAGUACAACUAGAAAGGAAUAUUAUCUUCAUCAGUUUCUUGCCAAACAACCUGAUUUGAAUUACCGCAACGAAAAAGUUAUAAAUGACAUGAAAAAUGUUCUACGCUUUUGGCUUGAUAAGGGUGUAAGUGGGUUUAGAAUUGAUGCCGUGCCAUAUCUUUUCGAGGCAAAAUCUGUAAAUGGAGUUUACCUAGAUGAGGAAAAGAGUGGCGAAACUGAUGAUCCUGACAACCCGAAAUAUCUUGUGCAUACGUUAACUCAAAAUCUCGAUGAAACUUUUGAUAUGGUUUUCCAAUGGCGUGCCGUACUAGAUGAAUAUAAAGCGGCCCAUGGUGGAGAUGAUCUAGUUUUUAUGGUAGAGGCAUACACACCACUAAUCAAUAUUAUCAGGUUCUAUGGUGAAAACGGGAAGGAAGGUGCACAAAUUCCUUUCAAUUUUGAAGUACUCUCUAAUACGUUCAAAGAUAGUACUGGUAAAGAUUUUUACGAAAAUAUAAAGCGGUUCUUAGAUUUACUGCCGCCGAACCGUUUUGCAAAUUGGGUUCUUGGUAACCACGAUAGAAAACGUGUGGCCAGUCGAUUAGGGAUUUCGCGCACAGAUCUAUACAAUAUAGUGCUGAACACUUUACCAGGAAUAGCCGUUACAUACAACGGAGAAGAGCUCGGUAUGGAGGAUGUCUAUAUCCCUUGAAGCCAAACCAUCGAUCCAGCCGCAUGUAAUUCCAAUCCCAAAGAUUUUAUGCUGUACACCCGCGAUCCUGUUAGAACUCCGUUCCAGUGGGAUGAUAGCGUCAGUGCUGGUUUUUCAACCAAUCCAAAAACUUGGCUUCCGGUUUCUCCGUAUUAUAAACAGAAUAAUUACAAGCUGCAAAAGUCUGCUCCUCGCAGUCACGUAAAAAUUUUCAAAACUCUUGCCAGACUCAGAAAACAGAAAACUCUCAGAGAAGGCUCGUUUGAUAUGAAAUUAGUCGAUGAGAAUUUAAUUGUUUAUAAACGUGAACUGAUUGGAGUUAGCACGAUUAUAAAGGUUGUUUUAAACUUCCAUAAGUCAACGCAAAGCGUUAACUUAUCUCAUGUUUACACCGGGUUGCCGAUGGAAUUUGAAAUCAUUACAUCUUCAUUACAGACUAACUACGUUGACGGCUCCAUAUUAUAUCGCGAUCUGGUUACACUUCCAGCCGAUGCAGCCAUUGUUCUUGAAGGAAACAUGAAAGAAGUCGUAUAAGUUGAUAUAGUUGCUCGUUAAUAUUAGUCUCACAAAUUAUAAACACUACAAGCAUUCA